AUGGGUAGAAGAGCUAAGAAUAAGCAGGGUGUACCGCCAUCCUUUGAUGAGUUCCAAGCCAAGAAGGAAAGAAAGGAGCAAAGGGACCAAAAGAAGAAGAGAGACAUCGCCUCUGUUGGUAAGCCAGAAAAAACUCAACCAAAGCAAAAGAAACAAAAGAAGCAAGCUCCAGAUAUUGAAGAACAUCCAGUUGAUUUGCCCGAAGUUGACUUGAAGGAGUUGUCUGAUGCCAAAAAGUCUUUGUUUGACGAAUCUGAUGCUGAAGAAGAAGAACUUGAAGGUGACAACGAUGAGUUUGACAUUGAAGGUGAAGAAUUCUACGACUCUGAUGAAGAGGCUAGAGCCAAGCCAAUGUUUUCUGACGAUGACGAAGAAGACUCCGAUCUUGAAAACUUGAACGCUGCCAACAUGGAAGCUCUUUCCAAGAGAUUAGAUGAAGAAGAUGAACUCGAAGCACAAGAAGCUGAACAAGAAUUGUUGGAAGCUGAACAAGAACAGCCAAGAGCUAUUGUUCUUCCAACUGCCGAAGAAGAAGCCGAAAUCGAAGCCCUGGGUGCUCCACAAGAUGUCACCAUGGUGCGUACACGUAUGAUUGAAAUCGUCAAGGUUUUGGAAAACUUUAAGGACAUGGCCCAAGAAGGUAAAUCUAGAGGUGAUUAUGUUAACAGACUCCUUAAGGACAUAUGUGAAUACUUUGGUUACUCUGAAUUCUUGGCUGAAAAGUUAUUCAACUUGUUCUCUCCAUCCGAAGCUAUGGAAUUUUUCGAAGCUAACGAAAUUGCUAGACCAAUCACUAUCAGAACUAACACUUUGAAGACAAGACGUAGAGAUUUAGCACAAACUUUGGUUAACCGUGGUGUUAACUUGCAACCAAUUGGUUCGUGGACUAAGGUUGGUUUACAAAUCUUUGACUCCCAAGUGCCAAUUGGUGCCACCCCUGAAUAUUUGGCCGGUCAAUAUAUCCUUCAAGCUGCUUCUUCUUUCUUACCAGUGAUGGCUUUGGACCCACAAGAAAACGAAAGAGUUUUGGAUAUGGCCGCCGCUCCAGGUGGUAAAACAACUUACAUUUCUGCAUUGAUGAAGAACACCGGGUGUGUGUUUGCCAAUGACGCCAACAAGGCCCGUACUAAGUCUUUGAUUGCUAACAUCCACAGACUUGGAUGUAAGAACACUAUUGUGUGUAACUACGAUGCUCGUGAAUUCCCUAAGGUUAUUGGUGGGUUCGACAGAGUUUUGUUGGAUGCUCCAUGUUCUGGUACUGGUGUUAUCGCCAAGGAUGAAUCAGUUAAAGUGAGUCGUACUGAAAAGGAUUUCAUUCAAAUUCCACACUUGCAAAAGCAAUUGUUGUUAUCUGCCAUUGAUUCUGUUGACGCCAACUCCUCAACUGGUGGUGUCAUCGUGUAUUCCACUUGUUCCAUUGCUGUUGAUGAAAAUGAAGCCGUGGUAGACUAUGCAUUGAGAAAGAGACCAAAUGUUAAGUUGGUUGAAACUGGUUUACAAAUCGGUAAGGAAGGUUUCACCUCUUACCGUGGUAAGCACUUUAACCCUAAGAUAUCAUUGACCAGACGUUAUUAUCCUCACACUUACAAUGUGGAUGGUUUCUACGUUGCCAAGUUCAAGAAGAUUUCUGCUUCCAUCCACGAUGUCUCCAAGGCUGGUGCUAAGGAAAAGGAAAAUGUUGCCAAUGCUGAAGCUGAAGAAGAAGGUAUCAUUAACGGUGACUUCGCCGCUUUUGAAGAAGAUGAAGAUAAGCCAAUCAUUGACCAGGCCAUCAAGAGAAGUAUGAGAAGAAAGGGUAUCAACCCAAAUGCCAAGAAGAACUAA
Messenger RNA from [Candida] anglica, 1824 nucleotides. NCBI's taxonomy places the organism in Eukaryota, Fungi, Ascomycota, Pichiomycetes, Serinales, Debaryomycetaceae. The record is from the annotation of a GenBank genome assembly.